UCCCAGAAGGGAGCUGCUUCUGAGAAGGAAACUGCAUCUUCGGCUACUGCCCCACCACGAGAGGACCUGGGGUCUCCAGACGGACCCUCCGAGGACCGGCCAGCCCCACGCCGUCCUGCCCUGCCGCCCGCUGCCGAUCGGGCUCCCCAGCCGCAGCUGUACCUGCGGGCUCCUGACUUCCCAGGGCUUCCAGAAGAUGCUCGAGCCACUGGCCAGGGCAUCAGGGCAGCAGUGAGGGGAAUAUCCAAUCCCCCACUCAGCUCUUCCCCUCCUGUGCCAGGGGCUUCCCCGCAGGACAAGCAUGGUGAUUUUCCCUCGGAGCCCUCUGUCCCGGGCCAUCUGAGAAGAUGCCUGCCAUGAGGCUGUUCACUUGCUUCCUGCAGGUCCUGGCUGGACUGGCGCUGCCCGCUGUCCCCCCUCAGCAGUGGGCCUUGUCUGCUGGGAACGGCUCAUCAGAGGCAGAAGUGGUGCCCUUCCAGGAAGUGUGGGGGCGCAGCUACUGCCGGGCGCUAGAGAGGCUGGUGGACAUUGUGACUGAGUACCCUGGCGAGGUGGAGCACAUGUUCAGCCCAUCCUGCGUCUCCCUGUUGCGCUGCACCGGCUGCUGUGGUGAUGAGAACCUGCACUGUGUGCCGGUGGAGACGGUCAAUGUCACCAUGCAGCUCCUGAAGAUCCGCUCUGGGGACAGGCCCUCCUAUGUGGAGCUGACAUUCUCUCAGCAUGUGCACUGCGAGUGCCGACCUCUGCGGGAGAAGAUGAAGCCUGAAAGGAGGAGACCCAAGGGCAGGGGGAAGAGGAAGAGAGAGAAGCAGAGACCCACAGACUGCCACCUGUGCGGAGAUGCUGUUCCCCGGAGGUAACCAGCCCCUCGGAGGAAAGAGACCCCACCCGGCUCGUGUAUUUAUUACCGUCACACUCUCAGUUACCUCCCUGCUGGUACCUGCCCUCUAUUUAUUAGUCAACUUUGUAUCCCUGCUGAAUGACUCGCUCCCUCCAAGAUCAGGAGCAGGGAGGGACAGGACCCUCAGGAAUUCAGUGCCUUAACGUGAGAGAAAGGAAGACGCCAGCCACAGACCUGUGGGAGCUUCAGCUUGGGAAGAAGCGAGACAUGUGGCCUUGUGAGGGGCAAGCCAGGCCCUGGGAGUCUCAGGGGACUAAGGAAAAGAAGAGAGGGGAUCCCAACCCCUGUUCCUAGGCUCUGUACCAACAGCCCUUGCUUUGGGAGCUCCUGGCCAAGGUAGUGGUGUGAGAAGCCUGCCGUCGCCAUCAUGGCCCCGGCCGGGUGGGAAGGCCGGCAGCAGGCAGAGAGGCUCCAGCCACUUCCUCCUCUUCCUGGCAGCAGCCCUUCACCCAGACAUCUGAACAUUCAGCUCUGGAGAACAGUGGUUGCCUGGGGGUGAUUUCCAGUCCUUGUCCCCUAUGGCCUCUCUUCACAUUUUGCCACCUGCUUGUGCCGGGACCUUGUUCUUCCAGCCGAGACACUACCAUCCCGCCCCCUCUCAGGGACGUGUGUGUGCAGAGUGGGCACCCCUGGGGCAAGGAGCUGCCAGGCCAGGGUGGAUGAGGUCACAGGGAGGAGCCUGUGUCUCAGUGGAAGGCUGAGGCAAGGGGAGCAGGUUCCCUGAGGCCCUGGCGCCCCCGCAAGCUGCCUCUGAGGGGCUGUCUGACUGCCAAGCCAGAUCCUCUUGAAUAAAGUAUUCUAG
Molecule: messenger RNA, 1703 nt
Organism: Nycticebus coucang (slow loris)
Lineage: Eukaryota; Metazoa; Chordata; Mammalia; Primates; Lorisidae
Gene: PGF
Product: placental growth factor
Exons: 7
Coding region: 348-860 (170 amino acids)
Biological process (GO): positive regulation of mast cell chemotaxis; positive regulation of protein phosphorylation; response to hypoxia
Cellular component (GO): membrane
Molecular function (GO): chemoattractant activity; growth factor activity; vascular endothelial growth factor receptor binding
Source: RefSeq, a predicted model, not a curated record